AUGUCGACAGAACACUCCUACGCCGGCGAACCGGCCAACAUCCCCGGGGCAAACGUCUUCAACUUUAUGUUUAGCAACCCUUUUCAGCAGGAGAGCGAGUUUACGCCGCCCAAGCAGCGCGUGCCAAAGAUCCAUGAUGAUCAGCCCAUUUUCAUUGACCACGCCAGCGAUCGGCCUCUUACCUUUUCGCGGUUGAGGCGUGAUGCCCUCACUUUGGCUGCCAGUCUGCAGAACCUGGGACUCGAUCCCAACGCGUUGGAAGUGCUUCCUCCUACGCCAUCAUGUCCUGGACCAGAGGUUGCGCCUGUUGUCAUGAUCCAUUUGCCCAAUUGUCUGCCGUUUGCGACAACGGUAAUGGGCACACUCGCUGCUGGCAUGACUGCGACGUUGGCAUCGCCUUCGUUGACGGGCACUGAGCUUGCUUGGGUUGUCAAGAACUCGCGCCCGCGUGUAGUGUUCACGGCCAAGCCUCUGUUGAGUGCUGUUGAGCACGCAUUGGAUGCCCAGGAGGAUGCCAUGUAUCGAGACAGCGUACGCGUCUUCACGGUAGAUGUCGCCAGGGACCUGUAUCCUCUCUCGCCCGACUCUCACCCAGAGGAUGGUGACUGGAAGAUGCUCAUCACCCCGACAACUCCUCCUCUGACAACAGCUCAUCCCUUCUCCCCCGAGUCUGCCGUGACACGGACAGCCAUCAUCCUCUGGUCUUCCGGCACGUCAGGUCGAUCCAAAGGUGUGCUUCUCUCCCAUCAAGCCAUCAACUUCUCGACGGCUUCACUCUGGCACGAUGCCGACUUUUACGGAUUCCAUCAGCGAUGGCUCGGUUACGUGCCCUUCUACCACAUCUUUGGCCUGUCCAACAUGUUCUUCCUUGCCAUCGCGACAGGCUCAACGGUCUUUACGAUGCCCGCCUUCAAGCUUGACUCGGUUCUGGCUGCCAUUCCUCGUCGCCAGAUCACCUACCUGCACAUGGCUCCUCCAGUGGCUGUCAUGCUCGCAAAGUCACCAAUCGUGGAGCCGUUUGCGCGACGAGAUGCUCGUGGUCGAAACGCUUUCAGCAGCGUCGUGGCAGGUGUGACUGGCGGUGCUCCUCUCGGUCACGAAAUCGUGGUCCAGGUCUUUGCCAGACUAGGCUUCUUGGUCAGGAUGGGAUACGGCAUGUCAGAGGCAUGCAGCGUGACAGUACAGAGGGGUCUGAGGGAGAAGGACAUGCUAAGCUACAAGAACGACACGGGAAGACCUCACUGGGGUGUUGAACUCAUGGUUGCCUCCGGAGAAGAGUCGGAGGAGGAUGAGACAGACUCGACGACAAAGGCAGCUCCUUUCGGUACUCCGGGUGAGAUUCUGAUCCGAUCUCCCGCUCUGAUGAGCGCCUACCUUCCUACCCAAGGCCUCCACAGUUCCGAGAAGCCAGACAUGAGCGUCACGAUGGAGCAUCUUACUCCCGACGGUUGGCUGCGGACCGGCGACGUCGGCACCCUCGAUCCGGACGGCACGCUCUGCAUCACCGACCGUAUCAAGGAAAUGAUCAAGGUCCGCGCGUACCAGGUAGCCCCCGCUGAGCUCGAAGCCAUCCUCUGCAGCAGCGACGCCGUAGCAGACGCAGGCGUGGUGGGCGUCCACGACGCGAACGAAGCCACCGAGUGGCCCCGGGCCUACGUGGUGGCAGCCGACCAGACAAAGUCGGAGGCAGACCUCAAAAUCCUAGCCCAAGAACUCAAGUCCAUAGUGGAGAGCCACGCCGCCAGGUACAAGUGGCUCGUGGGAGGCAUCGUCUUUGUCAAGCAGAUCCCCAAGUCGCCCAGCGGAAAGAUCCUCCGGAGGGUGAUUCGCGACGGGGGCGUGCAAGGGCUCGAGGUGGCGCUGUACCAACGAAAGAAGAGGGACCACAAGCUGUGA
Molecule: messenger RNA, 1896 nt
Organism: Fusarium keratoplasticum
Lineage: Eukaryota; Fungi; Ascomycota; Sordariomycetes; Hypocreales; Nectriaceae
Exons: 2
Coding region: 1-1896 (631 amino acids)
Biological process (GO): secondary metabolic process
Molecular function (GO): CoA-ligase activity
Source: RefSeq, a predicted model, not a curated record